UCCCCUUUGGCUUUUCCACAGCUAUGAAACCCACGUAGUCGGACACCCUGAUGCUUCUCCUGCAGGGCGUGUGAUGAGGAGGUGAGCUUGGCUUUGGAGUGCUGGGAACCUGAGGAAUUGCCAAGGACCCAGAGCCCAGCCCUGACCACCCAGAGAGCCCAAAACACAAUGAACAAAUUGAAUUUCCACAACAACAGAGUCAUGCAAGACCACCGCAGCGUGUGCAUUUUCCUUCCCAAUGAUGAAUCUCUGAACAUCAUCAUAAAUGUUUGGUAUUUUCCUGGGGUGAUGGUGACUUUGGAAAAUUGGGCCGGGGUGGAAGUGAAGGCUGCAACAUUCCCCAGAACAUUGAGAGACGAAAUGGACAGAGGGUAUGCCAGAUUGAGUGUGGAGCUCAGUUCCUACUGGCGCUCACCAAGUCUGGAGUGGUGUGGACAUGGUGUAUGCUUGGGGUGACAAUGACCGUGGCCAGCAGGGCAAUGGCAUGACCACGGUUAACAGGAAGCCCACGCUCGUGCAAGGCUUAGAAGACCAGAAGAUCAUGUGUGUGGCUUGUGGGUCAUCCCACAGUGUGGUGUGGACAACUGUGGAUGUGGCCACGCCCUUUGUCCAUGAGCCCGUCCUCUUCCAGACUGCAAGAGACCCUUUAGGUGCUUCCUAUUUAGGAGGGGACAUUUAGGCUCCAGCAGCAUCUGCUUUUAUGAAAAACUGGAAUGUGACUUUCUGGCUGUGUUAGUUACUGGCUGUAAGAACUGGGGCGUGCCUUCAGAUGUCAAUUCUUCUGCUGCCAGUAAUAAAAUAAGUGGUGCAAGUAAUUCUAAGCCAUAUCGCCCUUCUCUUGCUAAGAUUCUCUUGUCAUUGGAUGGAAACCUGGCCAAACAGCAGGCCUUAUCGCAUAUUCUCACAGCAUUGCAAAUCAUGUAUGCCAGAGAUGCCGUAGUGGGGGCCCUGAUGCCGGCCGCCAUGAUCGCCCCGGUGGAGUGCCCCUCUGCGGCUGCUUCGGACGCAUCUGCGGUGGCUAGUCCCCUGAAUGGAGAAGAAUGCAUGCUGGCUGUUGAUAUCGAAGACAGACUGAGUCCAAAUCCGUGGCAAGAAAAGAGAGAGAUUGUUUCCUCUGAGGACGUGGUGACCCCCUCUGCAGUGACUCCAUCGGCCCUCUCAGCCUCCGCUGGGCCAUUUAUCACAGUGACGGAUGACCCGGGAGCUGCAAGCAUCUUUGCAGAAACCAUGACCAAAACUGAAGAGGUGGCAGAUAUGCUGUUGGAGCUCUGUGUCACCUAGUUGGAGGAUGUGGCCACAAGACUUGCAGAGCAGCCACCUCUCUUCUCAGCCUGUGGUGGUGGAGAGUAGCCACCCUUACACCGAUGACACCUCCACCAGUGGCACAGUGAAGAUACCAGGUGCAGAAGGACUCAGGGUGGAAUUUGACCGGCAGUGCUCCUCAGAGUGGCGCCACGACCCUCUCACAAUCAUGGACGGCGUCAACAGGAUCGUCUCCGUGUGGUCAGUCAGGUAAAAGUUCCAGAAAUGUGAAGUACAAAGAUUUUUUUUGAUCCAGAUGAAAGUGAUGAAGACAUAGCAAGAGAUCAUGAUGAUGAUCUGGGUUCAAACAAGUGGAUGAAAUUGCUAAAGAAGCAGCAGAAGAACUAAGCAUUUCUGAAAUGAGUCAGCUUAAGUAGAGCUCCGCGUGUUGGUUGCAGAAGUCGCCUGUCUUCCCCGCAGGAGGCUGUUUGCUCGCUUUGACACUGAAUGCUCCCCCAACAAACAUGUUUAGCUUGCUUGCCCUUCUCAUCGACUGGGGAGAGGAGUCUCAGAGUGCACCGUCGCAGAGAAGGCGUGCGGGGGCGUGCAGGGGCGCACAGGCGCCUGCUUCUGCGGGUGGGAAAGGAAGGAGGUGCCCGGGUUUCCGCUCCAGGGCUCAGCCUGCCUUGGCCACCUACGGUAUGGGAGCCUUUAACGUGGAAAGGAAAGGAGAUCGAUCACUCGAGCCUCCACUUGCCAAGCCUGUGGAAGCGAGACGCGGGGAUCGGCUGGGAAUGCCUGGAAGCGCCGGCGCUGGGAAGCCAGGAAGAAGAAAUUGUCGAGACGAAUAACAUGAGGUCAUAUAGAAUCCCACUUUUGGUGAUUUCAAGUCAAGAAAGUAAAAGUAAACCAUUGCUAUCUUUCACCUUAAAUAUCCUGUGUUUUAUUGCUCAGAACGUCCAGUUUUUCUAAUACUCAUGAUGUCAGAAGGGAAACCUCCUGACAAAAAAAGGCCUCGUAGAAGCUUAUCAAUCAGCAAGAAUAAGAAAAAAGCAUCUAAUUCUAUUAUUUCGUGUUUUAACAAUGCACCACCUGCUAAACUUGCCUGCCCCGUUUGCAGUAAAAUGGUGCCUAGAUAUGACUUAAACCGGCACCUUGAUGAAAUGUGUGCUAACAAUGACUUCGUUCAAGUGGAUCCAGGGCAGGUUGGCUUAAUAAAUUCAAAUGUGUCUACGGUAGAUUUAACCAGUGUUACCUUAGAAGAUGUAACACCAAAGAAGUCACCACCACCAAAGACAAAUUUAACCCCUGGCCAAAGUGAUUCAGCAAAAAGGGAAGUAAAGCAGAAGACCAGUCCCUACUUUAAAAGUAAUGAUGUGGUGUGCAAAAAUCAAGAUGAGCUGAGAAAUCGUAGUGUGAAAGUCAUUUGUUUGGGAAGCCUAGCAUCUAAAUUGUCCAGAAAAUACGUAAAGGCUAAAAAAUCAAUAGAUAAGGAUGAAGAAUUUGCUGGUUCUAGUCCACAGAGUUCCAAAUCCACAGUUGUUAAGAGCCUGAUUGAUAACUCUUCAGAAAUUGAGGACGAGGAUCAAAUUUUGGAGAACAGUUCUCAAAAAGAAAACGUGUUUAAAUGUGAUUCUCUAAAGGAAGAGUGCAUUCCUGAACAUAUGAUAAGAGGAAGUAAAAUAAUGGAAGCCGAAAGCCAAAAGGCUACCCAGGAAUGUGAGAAAUCAGCCCUCACCCCUGGAUUCUCAGAUAAUGCGAUCAUGUUAUUCUCACCAGAUUUCACUCUUAGGAAUACAUUAAAGUCUACUUCAGAAGACAGUCUUGUAAAGCAAGAGUGUAUCAAAGAAGUGGCUGAAAAACGUGAGGCAUGUCAUUGUGAAGAAGUAAAAAUGACUGUUGCUUCAGAAGCUAAAAUACAGCUGUCAGAUUCAGAGGCAAAAUCUCAUAGUUCUGCAGAUGAUGCUUCUGCAUGGAGUAACAUCCAAGAGGCUCCUCUGCAGGAUGACAGUUGCUUAAACAAUGAUAUCCCUCACAGCAUUCCUUUGGAGCAGGGGUCAAGCUGCAAUGGUCCUGGUCAAACAACCGGUCAUCCUUACUACCUUCGGAGUUUCCUUGUGGUGCUGAAAACCGUACUUGAGAAUGAAGAUGAUAUGUUGCUCUUUGAUGAGCAGGAGAAGGGAAUUGUAACUAAAUUUUAUCAGUUAUCAGCUACUGGUCAGAAGUUAUAUGUAAGGCUCUUUCAACGUAAAUUAAGCUGGAUUAAGAUGACCAAAUUAGAGUAUGAAGAGAUUGCCUCAGACUUAACACCUGUGAUUGAAGAAUUGACGAAUGCAGGCUUUCUACAGACAGAAUCUGAGUUGCAAGAACUCUCUGAAGUGCUUGAACUCCUUUCUGCUCCUGAACUAAAAUCCCUAGCCAAGACCUUCCACUUGGUGAAUCCCAAUGGACAGAAACAGCAGCUGGUGGACGCCUUUCUCAAAUUGGCCAAACAGCGUUCAGUCUGCACUUGGGGCAAGAAUAAGCCUGGAAUUGGUGCAGUGAUUUUAAAAAGAGCCAAAGCCUUGGCUGGACAGUCAGUACGAAUCUGUAAAGGCCCCAGGGCUGUGUUUUCCCGCAUCUUGCUACUGUUUUCGUUGACCGACUCAAUGGAAGAUGAAGACGCCGCUUGUGGAGGUCAGGGACAGCUUUCAACAGUCCUGUUGGUCAACCUCGGCCGAAUGGAGUUUCCUAGUUACACCAUCAAUCGGAAAACCCACAUCUUCCAAGACAGAGAUGAUCUUAUCAGAUAUGCAGCAGCCACACACAUGCUGAGUGACAUUUCUUCCGCAAUGGCCAAUGGGAACUGGGAAGAAGCUAAGGAGCUCGCUCAGUGUGCCAAAAGGGAUUGGAACAGACUGAAAAACCACCCUUCUCUGAGAUGCCACGAAGAUUUACCACUCUUCCUGCGGUGUUUCACUGUUGGGUGGAUUUAUACAAGGAUUUUGUCUCGGUUUGUGGAAAUACUGCAGAGACUUCACAUGUAUGAGGAAGCCGUCAGAGAACUUGAAAGCCUUUUGUCUCAGAGAAUUUAUUGUCCUGACAGCAGAGGCCGAUGGUGGGAUCGACUGGCCCUUAAUUUACACCAGCACUUGAAGCGCCUGGAACCGACUAUCAAGUGCAUCACAGAGGGGCUGGCGGAUCCGGAAGUCAGAACGGGACACCGCCUUUCACUGUAUCAGCGAGCCGUGCGCCUGCGAGAGUCUCCGAGCUGUAAAAAGUUCAAGCACCUCUUCCAGCAGCUCCCAGAAAUGGCUGUGCAAGAUGUGAAACACGUGACCAUCACAGGCAGGCUGUGCCCACAGCAUGGGAUGUGCAAGUCUGUGUUUGUGAUGGAGGCCGGGGAGGCCACUGACCCCACCACGGUCCUGUGCUCUGUGGAGGAGCUGGCACUGGCCCAUUACAGACGCAGCGGUUUUGACCAGGGGAUUCAUGGCGAAGGGUCCACCUUCAGCACCCUGUAUGGCCUCCUCCUGUGGGACAUCAUCUUCAUGGACGGGAUUCCGGAUGUCUUCAGAAACGCCUGUCAGGCAUUCCCCCUGGACUUGUGCACAGACAGCUUCUUCACAAGCAGACGCCCGGCCCUCGAGGCCAGGCUGCAGCUGAUUCAUGAUGCCCCCGAGGAGAGCCUGCGGGCCUGGGUGGCAGCCACCUGGCAGGAGCAGGAAGGCAGAGUGGCUUCCCUUGUCAGCUGGGAUCGCUUCACAUCUCUUCAGCAAGCUCAGGAUCUUGUCUCCUGCCUGGGGGGCCCUGUGCUCAGUGGUGUGUGCAGGCACCUGGCUGCUGACUUUCGACACUGUCGAGGGGGCCUCCCCGACCUGGUGGUGUGGAACUCCCAGAGCCGUCGCUUUAAGCUGGUGGAAGUUAAAGGCCCCAAUGAUCGUCUUUCACAUAAGCAGAUGAUCUGGCUGGCUGAACUGCAGAAGCUGGGGGCUGAAGUAGAAGUCUGCCAUGUGGUUGCAGUUGGAGCUAAGAGCCAAAGCCUUAGCUAAAAGCUAUGGAAUUGGGGAUAUCUGGUCAUACAUUAAUAGGGCAAGCAGAAACAUCCCAUGGAUGACACAGAAGAAGUAUGGGUGGGAGAAGAUGCCUUCACCUCUUCUAUCAAUCAAUCACCAUGUUCCAGUAGAUGAUUUCAUACUGACAACAACAAACAGUCGCUGUGGAAUUUUAUUAAGCCAUCAAAAUUUCCUUUACACUCAAUACUGUUGAACAACAAGAUGAUAACACAUCUUCUUGCUCAUCCCACCUGAACUCAAGUCAUCAAUUUUAGGCACAAAGGUUUUAGUUUUCUCGGGAAAUCAAGUUUUAACCACUUGAGGUUACUACUGCAGCAAGCAGAUUUUGUUGACAGAUGUGAACAGCUUUCACCCUCUGUUAGUACAAAUUAAUAUCCUUUCCUUAAAUAAAGUUAGUUAGCUAUUUUUGGUUUCAAAAUCAGUUUCCAUCAUAAAAUAACAGCAAGACACUGUACACCUUUACGUUCAAUACUAGAAAUUUCACCCAGCGCAUCAGCAUCUGUGCAGCGUUCCCUCAGCACAGGCUCUGCUGGCGGGCAGCAGGGGUGCUGAGCUCUCUCUAGUGCGCCCUGUGCAGCCACACCACUGCUGUCACCACACGUCCCUCUGACGGAAGAGGUGGUAUAACCAGCUUUACCCUGGCCCGACUGAAGGCUGUCAUAGUUGUUUUUCAUAUUAUGCACAAUAAACUGUGGCACAAUAAUCAUGAUAUAACAACUGUCCAGCAAAAAUAAAACUAUUUUACAUUUGAUUAUCAUACAAAAAUAUGCAUUUUUCUAUAUUUAACCAUUAUUAAUAGUACCUAAUAUUUUUAAACUUGUAAAUUAACAACAAUAAAAUACUACAAGAGUUAAACGUGAGGGAAGAAAAUUACAGAGGGAAAAAUGCUCAAUCCAAAACAUUUAGUAAUAAUAAAAAAGCAGCUAAAUGAAAAAGGGAGAAUUGUGAUUACACUGUCAAUGGUAGGAUACGCUGUGGUGUUAUAAGGAGAUUGGGUCUGGUUUCUAAUCAAGGACUGUAAAAUGUUUAAUAAUUCUAUUUGUAUAAACUGAAACUAGCCCUUAUUUUCUAGGCAACAAGUUGGCAAAAACCUUGGGUUUACCCAUAAAGUGAAUUUCUUAAGAUAUUUUUAAAGAACUCCUGUCCUGUUAUAUCCAGAGACAUUAUCAAAUUUUAAAAGGCAAAUAAUUCAAAAAGAAACAAACAGCUAUUCAGUACAUAUAAAGGUAAAAUACAGUUAUCUUGAAAACACUUGUUUUAGAAAAGGAAAUAAGCUAACUAGACACUUUACUAUAAAAAUUUUCCGUAUCUUAGGAUGGCAGUUUAAGAUAAACAGUCAAAUUUGAAAGUAUCCAUGUUUUAAGCGGGGAAUGAGGAGUGUGGGAGAGGUGGUGCCCCGUUUCACUGCUGUAAGAAGCUUCAGCUUUGACCUCUACAGUGGUAGGUAGGCUCUUGUCACACAGUCUGGAAAUACUUUAAGAGAGAUUCAGAUCAAGCAAACAACUGUGUCUGCUCAUUCUCCUCAACUUUGCUGUCCAAAGUUGGGGGCUGGGGGGAGCACUUCUCCCGCUAUUCAAAUGGCAGUGUUUUGAGAGAAUCCAUUUUUUAUUUCUCCUCUAUUCCUAAGCAUUAGGAACUAUGAGAGAAGAAGGACAUCUGUGCAGGUGCCCAACUCGUAACCUCAUUAGUUAUUUCCAGGGGGAAGUGCCAGCAAUAGUUUACCACACUGGAAAUACUGACGGCCAAGCCCAGCACGCCUCCCAGCAAGCCUUGUUUUUGAGGGCGGGUUUUGGCAUAGAUGGCACUCUCCUGUCUACAGCAUGCACCUCUGUGGAAUCAGCACCCCACAGGCCACUCCCCAGUGGCUUUCAGAGGAACAAGACUUUGGGGACUCCUGGCUAUGAAGCUUAGUAUGAAAAGCCUAUUUCAAAUAUGCAAUGGGAUUUUCCCACCCCAAUUUUAAAAAGUGAAAUUAUAUUUUCUUCUGUAAUAGCUGUAUCUUAAAGUCCAAGGCACUUCUAAGUUUAAUUAUCUGCAGCAAAUGCUUUAAAAUUAACAGUGCAUAUCAUUUUAAAGUUAACCCUAUGAAGUUAAAAGCAAACUCAUGAUUUCAAAACACAGUGAUCUAAGGUUGCAAAGAAGGUGAUCUAAAAUCAUAAAUUCUGGCCCCAGAACACUGAACCUUCAUCAGGUGAGUUCAAUUAGAGAUGACAGAAAGUAACCAGAAAAAUACAUGAAUACUUCCUAAAAUCUGCUGGAGGUUUUAUCAGAUGUUCCUAAAAAUGACACGAAACACAAAUUUCCUAACUUUCCUGUUGUCUGCUGCCUGGGGCUGCUAAUGUGACUAUCAGAUAGCCUUCAGGAGGUGGUAGGAAAAAUGGAUGGAGACAAAAAUGUAGCAGACAACAUGAACAGUUUGAUCACGGUUACAAGAGCCAGACCUGUAAUGACAGAAAGGACAGGAACAAAAUUUACAUCUCUCUUAAAAUAAGUGUGAAAGAAGCAUGAUUCAACAUGUUUUUAAAUAUUAGUGCAAAUUCCAACUAUUCUUACAUAUAAAGUUAUUAGAGAUUCAAACGCCUCGGUUAGCAAUUUUAAUUCAGAGGAAAAAAGUUGACAGCUUCCCUCAAAAUGUUCAGAAAACACCCUAUUUUAGUCUUCAUUUGCUAAUGUCUCAGUAGACAACCAUAUUUUGGCCCCACUUAAAAAUUUGCUUAAUGGUGUUCCUAAAAUGCUUCGUCUGCAUAGAUUCCCUACAGGAGAAAAUGGAAAUGAGGAGGAGAGAAACUCCGGUGUCCCCGAGGUGUCGGUGUGGUGAGGGCCGCUGGCGUUGAAGUACAUCCUGCUCUGGCCCAGCUCCCCAUAGCAGGCCUCCAGGGGGCCACUGCGCUGUUGCCGCAGCAUCCUGCUCAGCACGUCGACUUCAUCAGCCAGGAGGGAGAGCUUGUGAAAGGCCGUGAUGGAGCCACCCAGGCUGAUCUGGGCCUCAGGAACCCAGCGGAAGUAGCAUAGUUUCCACAGUUUUAUGUGUGUUCCAGAGACACGUGGCAGAAUAACACCGUGCAGGUUGGCGGGUUUGGAAAACCAUUCUCUAAAAUACUGCUCCGUAUCACUGUUCUGGCUGUCGGUUUGCUGAGCUGGAUCUGGCUUUGGUUUUAAUAUCAAUGAAUUUCUCCUUGGAAGUAAUUCUUGGUCACUGAUGAUUCCAUUCUUUAAGGCAGACGGCAUUCCUCUUAGUGUGGAGCUGUAGCUUUUCUAUACAGAAGAGAUUUUAUUAUGUUCCAGGGAUUCCCUUUUUAGAAAGAUUGAAGGAUGCCAUGGCAAAUAUAAACUCAAUACUAUGAAAAAUUAAUGGAAUUUCAGCCUCAAAGAACAUUUUCCUCCCUUCCUUUGUGUCCUUAUUCUAAUCCUCCUCCCCUGGAAUUACACUUUUUUAUGUGUUGACUCUACCUAGGCUGUUACUAUCAGCCUGAAUGGGGGCGGGAUGAGAGUACCUCCUAUCCACUAAUUUGCUUAAGGAUAAGUUCUAAGACGGGCUAGAAAAAACCCUAGACCUGGCCGAUUCUAUCAAGAACAAUGGCAAACUGAAUAGAGGCAGUCAAGAGGCCAAAUGUCUGAUUCUUUGUUCUGUACCUUUCAGUACUCUGCAAAUUUUCUACCAAAAAAAAUCCCAAGAGUUUAUUUGGAAAUUAUUAAAAAGGCAAACAAUGAAUGUUAUUAGGACAAGAAUAUAGCAGUCAGGAGGCCAUGACUACAUCACAGCCAGGCGGCAUUCCCUGCCACAGUGGCUGCUUGAAUCAUCAAGAAAUGGAUAAAUGGGGCUUUAGUAAAUCGGGCUUGCAGGCUCAAAGCUGCAAUCUGCCCACUCUCAGGCACUGAGACUUUGUGGACCUCAGACACCAGGAAGAAAGUUGGGAUACAGUCAUUUGAGUUAAAAAGGGAAUGACCCCUCAGAAACCCGCAUUAGCAGUGUUACUCUUGGAAGUGCCUUUACUUUUAACGCUCUCUGUUCUGAAAAAGAGGUGUUUGGUUACGUGUGAGCCAACAGCAAGUUUUGUUAGCUGUGAUUUACCUUUGUCCGUUUAAAAGACUUCACGGAGCCAUUCUGUAUACAAGGUGUGCUCUUUCCAAUGUAGAAGGGGUUAUGGAAAAGGGUGCGAUCCUUUGCUGUAAACUGGAGAGACCAGUCCCAAACAGAGGGGAAUUUUAAGCCCUUCUCAUCACCCAAUUGGAUAUUUUUGCUUAUAGCAAAUUCCUGCAAAAUAAAUAAAUAAAUAUUUGCAAAACUAAA
Molecule: messenger RNA, 9588 nt
Organism: Gorilla gorilla gorilla (western lowland gorilla)
Lineage: Eukaryota; Metazoa; Chordata; Mammalia; Primates; Hominidae
Gene: FAN1
Product: FANCD2 and FANCI associated nuclease 1
Exons: 25
Coding region: 2220-5273 (1017 amino acids)
Biological process (GO): interstrand cross-link repair
Cellular component (GO): nucleus
Molecular function (GO): flap-structured DNA binding; 5'-flap endonuclease activity; 5'-3' exonuclease activity
Source: RefSeq, a predicted model, not a curated record